Molecule: messenger RNA, 2016 nt
Organism: Cinclus cinclus
Lineage: Eukaryota; Metazoa; Chordata; Aves; Passeriformes; Cinclidae
Gene: NEXN
Product: nexilin F-actin binding protein
Exons: 12
Coding region: 1-2016 (671 amino acids)
Biological process (GO): mitochondrial fusion
Source: RefSeq, a predicted model, not a curated record
AUGAAUGACAUUGCACAGAAAACUGAGAUUCUGCUUUCUUCAUCUAAACCCGUCCAAAAGUCCUAUGUGCCCAAGCUUCACAAGGGUGAUGUAAAGGAUAAAUUUGAAGCUAUGCAGAAAGCAAGGGAAGAAAGAAAUCAAAGGCGAUCUAGAGACGAAAAGCAAAGAAGAAAAGAACAAUAUGUUAGAGAGAGAGAAUGGAACAGGAGAAAGCAGGAGAUGAAAGAACUGCUUGGAUCUGACGAAGAUGAUGACACCAAACUAUCUAAAACAGAAAAGGGUUAUGUUCCAAAGCUUAUAGGAACUGUUAAAGGCAAAUUUGCAGAAAUGGAGAAACAAAGGCAAGAAGAAGAAAGAAAAAGAACGGAAGAAGAAAGAAAGCGCAGAAUUGAACAAGAUAUGAUUGAGAAAAGAAAAAUGCAAAGAGAAUUGGCAAAAAAGGCACAGGAGAUUGAUGACUUUAACAAUACGGGAACUGAAUCAGCAGCUGAGGAAGGGGAUGAUUCACUGCUAGUUACAGUAGUGCCUGUAAAAAGCACCAGGACACCUGGGAAGAUGAAAAUAACUUCUGAGAACACAGGAAAGGAGAGAGCAGAACAAAGAAAGACACAGGAUGAAGAAAUGAAGCUAAAACAUGAGGAACAAAACCAACUCCUCAAGGAACCUAAGUGCCUUUCAUUUGUCAAGGGUGAAAAUGAAAACAGUGAAACUCAAGAGCCUCUGUCUCCUGGUAAGCUGAAAGUCACAUUUGAAGAACUGGAAAGACAAAGACAGGAGAAUCAAAGGCGGCAAGCAGAGGAAGAAGCAAGACAACGUUUGGAAGAGGAAAAACGUGCCUUUGAAGAAGCCAGGCAGCGAAUGGUAAGAGGCGACGAAGAAUCUGAAAAUGCUCUUAAAGAACUCCGCCCUGGUAAACUCAGACUCAGUUUUGAGGAAAUGGAAAGACAGAGGAGAGAAGAGGAAAAGAGGAAAGCAGAAGAGGAUGCGCGACGACGCAUAGAAGAGGAGAAAAGAGCAUUUGCUGAAGCAAGAAAGAACAUGGUGCUGGAUGAUGAAUCACCAGAAAUGUUUAAAACCUUUUCUCAAGAAUCUCUCAUACCUGGUAAACUGGAAAUUAAUUUUGAGGAGCUGCUGAGACAAAAAAUGGAAGAAGAAAAGAGGCGCACAGAAGAAGAGCGAAGGCAAAAGUUGGAAAUGGAAAGGCAAGAAUUUCAACAGCUGAGACAAGAAAUGGGAGAGCUGGAAGAAGAGUCUGAAACGUUUGAGUUAAGCAAAGAGUAUGAAGAAUUGAUGAAGCUAAAGAGAAGCGGUUCUAUUCAGGCAAAGAACUUAAAAAGCAAGUUUGAAAAAAUAGGACAACUGUCUCAAGAAGAAAUACAGAAGAAGAUUGAAGAAGAGCGAGCAAAGAGAAGAGCAAUGGAUGAAGAAAUUAGAGAAAGGGAAGCUGAAAAAUUUCAAGAGGAUGAUGACGUAGAUGUGACACCAGCCAAGAAAUCCGAAGCUCCAUUUACUCACAAAGUAAACAUGAAGGCUCGUUUUGAGCAAAUGGCAAGAGCCAGAGAAGAAGAGGAGCAGAGGAGGAUUGAGGAACAGAAAUUACUACGUAUGCAAUUUGAACAGAAAGAAAUUGAUGCAGCAUUACAGAAGAAAAGGGAAGAGGAAGAAGAAGAAGAGGGGAGCAUUAUUAAUGGCUCUACUUGUGAAGAUGAGGAUCAAGCUCGAUCUGGAGCUCCGUGGUUCAAGAAGUCACUGAAAAACACAUCAGUUGUUGAUGGCGAGCCAGUAAGAUUUACAGUUAAAAUUACUGGAGAACCAAAACCUGAAGUUACAUGGUGGUUUGAAGGGGAGAUGUUGCAGGACUCUGAGGACUAUCAAUAUAUUGAAAGAGGAGAAACCUACUGCCUUUACUUGCCAGAAACCUUCCCAGAAGAUGAAGGGGAAUAUAUGUGUAAAGCAGUCAACAACAGAGGCUCAGCUGCUAGCACCUGUAUUCUCACAAUUGAAAGUAAGAGCUAG